CAUCUAUAUCUCUACAUAUACAUGUGUACUUGAAGAUAUUCAUAAAAUGAGUACUAUAACUCCCCAGAGGAGACAGCCCUGGCGUUCUCCGAAGACGGCUGGUUCAAGACUGGCGAUAUCUUCUACAGGGAUGAGAACGACUACUACUACUUUGUUGAAAGGCUCAAGAUGCUGAUCAAGUACAGGACACAACACGUAAUACCAGUGGAACUAGAAGAAUUAAUCCGCUCGCACCCCGGCGUUCUCGACGCCGGUGUGACCAAUAUACCUCACCCGGAAGACGGGGAACAUCCGGUGGCGUGUGUGGUGAGGAGGCCCGGAAGUGACGUCACUGCUGAACAGAUCAAGGAGCUAGUUGCAGAAAAACUAUCGUCCAGCAAGCAGCUGCGCGGAGGUGUCGUGUUCCUAGACAAACUGCCGCUGACGUCCACAGACAAGCUGGCUCGGGCCGCGCUAAGGAAACUCGUUUUGACGGCCCAGCGAGAGUGAAGUCUCGAAGAAUUAGCAAUAAAUAACUGAUUACUGCGUCCCGCUUACUCCGACUAAUGUUGGGCAAUGUGUUGUUUUUCUUACGUUAUUACCCGUAACCAUAAGGGAUAAUUACUUGUAAAAUAUCACAAGACAUCUUAAA
Plodia interpunctella (Indianmeal moth) is the source of this 631-nucleotide messenger RNA. RefSeq names its product luciferin 4-monooxygenase-like. Gene Ontology annotation, molecular function: CoA-ligase activity. The record is from RefSeq and is a predicted model, not a curated record. Lineage: Eukaryota; Metazoa; Arthropoda; Insecta; Lepidoptera; Pyralidae. The transcript is spliced from 4 exons. The coding region runs from base 169 to 489 and encodes 106 amino acids.